AAGAAUUGGGUAACCUGAGCAAUGUGGAGGUGCUUAUUUUGAGUCAUAAUAGCCUCAAUGGAAGCUUACCAACGCAAGGUUUUACGAGACUAGAGAUAUUAGAUUUGAGCUCAAAUCAAUUCAUCGGGUCCAUUCUUCCAUCUAUUGUGGCACUUCAUUCUCUAAAGGCAUUAUCUCUAUCUUUUAAUCAAUUUAACGACUCAUUACCAAAUCCUGAGGCAUUUAGAGCCAUGCCACCGAGAAAGAGCAGAGACAAAGAGGUUCAGCCAGCCCAGGCUGAACAUGCAGAUGACAGUUCACGCCAUUCUGAGGGUGAAAAUGAUCCCAUUACUUUUCUCUCAGUGUCACCUCUGGCAGAACGGUCCUAUGGGAAUCCAGUAUUUAAGGAGAACGAAGCAGACCGUGGGGGUGACUUUGCUGAAUCAAGUAAUGUGUUUAGCGAAGGCACUAGGGUGGUGCGAGAAACUGGGGAAGAAAGUCGCAGAAAACUGCAGGCUGUUUCAGAACAAGUGGUUGAGCAAGUGCGACAGCUCAGACCUGAGAUCCCUCUUCCAGUUGUUGAAAUGCCCAGGCAGAUUCAAGAAGCCCCAAUCCCAGCACUCAGGGGGCAAGGGAAUCAGCCUCAUCCUAACAUUCAACAGCAGAAUUUCUUCAUGGGUGAAGGGCAAAGACAACAUGAACCAAUGGAAGCUGUUGUUCCUGUUGCAGACCAUGGCCACCAACCUCAGCACAGAUAUCUUCCACCAGGCAGGAGGGAAAAUGUGUGUCCUCAUCAUCAACCCCAUUCAAGGGACUUUUUUCAGCCACAAGUUCCACCAACCCAACCAGUACAGCGUGACAAAGCGAAGGAAACCAUGGGAGUGGAUGCAGAUCCUUUCCCAGCUGUGUCUAUCGGUGUGAAUGUUGCAGACCUCAAGAGUGUUGCCAGAAAUCGUAGUCUGUCUUAUGCUCAAAGGAACCUUGCUGCCGAAGACUUGAGGUGGGUUCUUAAGGCACAGAGAUCCAGACAUAGUAGGAGUGUCAGGUCAAACCAACAAAGGCUCGGGGGCCAAGGAAGGAUCAUUGUGACCAGGAACUUCAGCCCAGAAGGUGCCAGACGUUACUCAACUGGUACUAGAUCUCCAAAGAUGGUCAAAUCGCCACUCAGGUCACUUUCUAGACGGUGGGAGAAAGUUAGUCAUCCCAAGUUUCUAGCCCAGAAUCCCAGAACCUUGAGGCGCAAACUACAAUGCAAGAGAGCUGAAGAGCGAAAAAAGCAAUCGAAGCAAGUGGAGGCUGAGGGAAGUUCAUCUCGCAGACCACGCCAACCUACCAAAAGGAACAUUGUGUGGGUGAGAAAAGAGAAAAAUGAGACUGUAACCCAGACUCUACUGAAGGAGGAUGACCAAUCUCCAGCUUCUCCAAAGGUGGCAUCUGUCAUUGUGAGUCAAGAUGGAGUUUUGAAAGCAACUUUUGAAACACAAGAACAGUCUGAGAAUCAUGGAGCUGAAUCAAAAGAAGAUGGCACUAUUCAUUUUGGGAAAUUCUCAGUGAAUUUGUCAUGUCUGGUGCUGACAUUACCCUUGGUUUUCCAAGCCAAGAAGGAGGAGGAACCAAUUGUCUGUGAGUUCCCAAAACAGACAGAAGAAGAGGCAAUCGUUGUUCCAGCUCAGGAUGAUGAAGAGGAGGACAUGGAUGACAAAAUAGUGUUUGAAAAACCAGAAGAAAAGAUGGCCAGACACAUUAGGCCACUUUAUAUCAAUGCUCACAUAGAUGGGACUCCAAUCAGCCGUGUCUUGGUGGAUAAUGGAGCUGCAGUCAAUGUCCUUCCAACUUGCAUGCUCUACAAAAUAAGCAAGUCUCUUGAUAAUUUAGUGCAUACUGAGGUUACAAUUAGUGAUUUUACAAGAGGAGUGAAUCAUUCAAGGGGUGUGCUGCCUGUUGAAUUAACAAUGGGAAAUAGGACACUGAUGUCUGCGUUUUUUGUGGUGGAUAUUGUUGCUACUUAUAAUGCACUUUUGGGGUGUGACGGGAUUCAUUCAACCAAUACUCACCUGGUGGAGGCUAGAUAUUAUGAAGAAGACAUUGGUACCAUUCGGUUUUUUGGGAUGGAUAAACAUGAGAAGCCGAUUGGGAUAACAGCAUGCAGCAGACCGUCAUUGUCUAAGCGUGUUGUAGAGGAAGUAGACAAGUCUAAAAUUGUUCAUGAAGGCGAGGAGGCAGACCAGGGUGAUGAAAUAACUUUGGAGGAGCUGGAUCUUGCCCCAGCCAAGUUGGAUGAUUUAAAAACUGAAGUUCAAGACCCACUAGAGGAAAUCAAUCUAGGGUAUGAAAGUGAGCAAAAGGUGACAUUUUUUAGCGACUCUCUUGAGCCGCAGACACAAGAUCAAAUUGUUAGACUUUUGCAUGAAUUUAAAGACUGUUUUGCUAGGGAUUACUCAGAAAUGCCAGCUACACCAAAGGAUGAGUAUCCUAUGCCAAUUGCAGACUUGUUGGUUGAUGGAGUAGCCUGUCACAAAAUUCUAUCUUUCAUGGAUGGUCAUAGUGGGUACAACCAAAUUGUUAUUGCAGAUGUAGACGUUCCAAAAACAGCCUUUCGAUGUCCAGGUGCUGUUGGAACUUUUGAAUGGGUUGUGAUGCCAUUUGGUCUGAAAAAUGCUGAAGCUACCUAUCAAAGAGCCAUGAAUGCAAUUUUUCAUGAUAUGAUUGGUACGUUCAUGGAAAUCUAUAUUGAUGAUGUUGUGGUCAAGUCACAUGGGGAAGCAGACCACCUGGUCCAAUUGAGGAAGGCUUUUGAGCGUAUGAGGCAACAUGGCUUGAAAAUGAACCCACUAAAGUGUGCCUUUGGAGUGUCUGCGGGUAACUUCCUUGGGUACUUGGUGCAUGAGCGUGGUCUGGAGGUUGACAAGAACAAAGCCAGGGCUGUGAUUGAAGCAAAACCACCACAGAACAAGAAGGAGUUGCAGAGAUUUCUUGGCCAAGUUAAUUUCUUAAGACGUUUCAUUUCUAACUUGGCUAGGAAAACCAGAGUCUUUUCUCCUCUGUUGAAACUCAAGUUUGAGGCGGAUUUUAAGUGGGAAGAACACCACCAGUUUGCCUUUGAUAUGAUAAAAUGUACAGAAACCAUGUCUGGAGCUGGAGUCGUGAUAAUCUCCCCAUCUGGGCUAAAAACACAGAUGUCUUUCCAGCUGGAUUUUGAUUGCACAAAUAAUCAAGCAGAAUAUGAAACUUUGAUUAUUGGUCUUGAGAUGUUAGUAGAGUUUAAAGUAUUCAUGGUUGAGGUUAUAGGGGACUCACAACUAGCCUUGAAGCAAUUGUCUGGUUUGCGAAUUCCUGAAGGUGUAAUGCAGAAAGUUGUAAUAGUUGAAAAGCACAGUCUGCCGUCAAUUCAUCAACGUGGCAUACCAGUUUCUACUUGUAGCAUUGAUGUCACCCAGAUAGAUUGGCACUUUCCAAAUAUUCAGUACCUUAAGGAUCAAAGCACUAAGGUAUCUAGGAAAACCAAAAUGCAAGCUCUCAAUUAUGUUUUGAUUGAGGAUGUGCUUUAUAUGAGAGGCCAUGAUGAACCACUGCUACGUUGUCUGGGUCCAGAUCAAAGUUUCCAAAUGCUGUCUAAUGUCCAUGAUGGGAUUUGUGGUGCACAUCAGGCUGGGAUCAAGAUGUGCUGGCUAAUUCGCAGACAUGGUUUCUUCUGGCCAUCUGUCCUGAAAAACUGUAUUGCUUAUGCUAAGGGCUGCAAAUCUUGUCAAAUCCAUGGGCCACUUCAAAGAGUUCCAGCCUUUGAAUUGAAUUCUAUUGUGAAACCGUGGCCAUUUCGAGGUUGGGCUAUUGACUUGAUUGACCAAGGCACAGUUUUUGUCAGCCAUCAAGUGGAGGCAUUUGCAAAGGAAAUGGGUUUCCGUCUGUUAAAUUCUACUCCUCAUUAUGCACAAGCUAAUGGGCAAGCGAAGGCUUCUAAUAAGGUGGUGAUUAAUUUGCUUGAAAAAAUGGUGGAUGACAACCCCAGACGCUGGCAUGAACUGUUGUCUGAAACACUGUGGGCUUAUAGAACUCCACAAAGAAGUUCAACCAAAAUGACACUUUUUGCCUUGACAUAUGGCCAUGAUGUAGUCUUGCCAAUGGAGUUAACAGCCAAGUCUUUAAGAAUAGCGAUUCAACAUAAUCUCCAGUCUGGGGAAUAUGACGAGGCUAUGAUACUUGAGCUUGAGGACUUUGAAGACACACGUUUGGCAACUUUGGAUAGAUUGCAAGCUCAAAAACUCAAAAUUGCAAAGUCUUACAACAAAAGGGUAAAAGGUAAAAAUCUGGCAGUUGGUGACUGGAUCUAGAAAGCAAUUUUACCUCUUGGCAAGAAAGAUCACAGAUUUGGGAAAUGGUCCCCAAAUUGGGAAUGACCAUUUCAAAUUCAUGAAGUGUUGAAAGGGGCUGCUUAUUGGUUGGAGUCACUUGAUGGAGAGCUUCAUCCUAGAAAAAUCAAUGGAAUUUAUCUCAAGCCUUAUUACCCCACAGUCUGGGAGGCAAGACGCUUAGAGUCCCAAGAAGCUGUCUGAGCCAGGUUCAUACUUCUGUCUGUGCAUAAAUAAGUUGAUUUGCU
Messenger RNA from Rubroshorea leprosula, 4573 nucleotides. NCBI's taxonomy places the organism in Eukaryota, Viridiplantae, Streptophyta, Magnoliopsida, Malvales, Dipterocarpaceae. The record is from the annotation of a GenBank genome assembly.